Molecule: messenger RNA, 6496 nt
Organism: Leptidea sinapis
Lineage: Eukaryota; Metazoa; Arthropoda; Insecta; Lepidoptera; Pieridae
Gene: ERR
Product: steroid hormone receptor ERR1
Exons: 9
Coding region: 414-1730 (438 amino acids)
Biological process (GO): regulation of DNA-templated transcription
Molecular function (GO): sequence-specific DNA binding; zinc ion binding; DNA-binding transcription factor activity
Source: RefSeq, a predicted model, not a curated record
AAGUCAAAACUUCUAACCCUAAAAGCUAUUGCCCAAGUCCCAAUUAAUAAUAUUAUUAUAAAUGUUAUAAUAAUAUUACUUAUACCUAGUUAAAUUUAUUUUCAAAUAUUGUGAACCUACAUACACAAGUUGCUUUAGCAAACAUUUGAAUUAUUUUUCCUCAUAGAGUUGAGUUUUCGAAGUUUUAGCAGUCAUGACUCAAGUGAUUAUUUUUUUUCAAUUUAAUGAGUAGAUGUGGAAUCAUGGAAUGUAUACAUAUCUUGCAUAUCAUCUGUUUGUAAACAAUAUUACUUCAUAUCUUUAGUAUUGAUUGUAAAUGGAAUUGAGAAAAAAAUUAUAAAUUUAAUACAAUAAUUAUGUAUAUCACAAGGGAUUUGGAUUAUACAACAAAGAAGAUAUUCAUAUAGGUGCAAAUGAUGUCGGCGGUGAGCGGCGAAGGGAUCCUGCGUCGCGUGAAGCAGGAGGCAGAGCCACCGCCGCAGUACUCUCCGGAGCAGCAGCAGACCAGGCCGCUGCAGAUGAUACAGGCCUGCGAUCUUCAGCUAGAGCCUAAAGAAGAGAUGAGGUUCUGUGUGUCCCCGGGCGAGGGUAGCCUGGUGGGUAACACCAGCCCCGAGCAGCAACACUGCUCGUCCACGACGGUGGCGGCGGUCGACCGCGACCACGACCGCGACCACGACGCGCCGCGCCGCCUGUGUCUGGUGUGUGGCGACGUGGCCUCGGGCUUCCACUACGGCGUGGCCAGCUGCGAGGCGUGCAAGGCCUUCUUUAAGAGAACUAUCCAGGGAAAUAUAGACUACACAUGUCCAGCGUCCAACGAAUGCGAGAUCAACAAGCGACGACGUAAGGCGUGUCAGGCGUGCCGCUUCCGGAAGUGUCUGCGGACCGGCAUGUUGCGGGAGGGGGUGAGGCUGGACCGGGUGCGGGGGGGGCGCCAGAAGUACCGCCGAGCACCCGACCUGCCCGUCACCGCGCAGCAGAGGCCGCAGCUCGAUGACAUCAAGAUUCUAGAAGCCCUGACGUCAUACGAACCGGAGCUACUGAGUUGCGGCGCGAGCCCGGCCGGCGUCACUGACCCCGCAGCCCGUACGCUCACCAUGCUGGCGGAGCUCUACGACCGCGAGCUGGUCGACGUCAUCGGCUGGGCCAAGCAGAUCCCGGGCUUCACCGAACUCACACUUAACGAUCAAGUAAUAUGUGUACACGGCCAGAUGCGGCUCCUGCAGAGCACGUGGGCGGAGAUGCUCAGUCUGAUGCUGGCCUACCGCUCCAUGUCCGCGGGCGGUGCGAGUGCGGCCGCGAACUCCUCGCUGCGGCUGCGGUUCGCGACCGACCUCACGCUGGACGAGCAGCAGGCGAGGGACAUUGGCGCCCACGACCUCUACCUUCAGAUAUCGGUGGUGGUGCGGCGCCUGGAGCGCGCGGCGGCCGUGCGCGAGGAGUGCUUCCUGCUGAAGGCGCUGGUGCUGGCCAACUCCGAGGCCCGCAUCGACGAGGGCAGCGCGCUGCGCCGUCUGCGCGACUCUGUCCUGGCCGCGCUCAACGACGCCGUGUCCGCGCUGCGCAGCGUGUGCAACGCGAAUUCGUCACUGCAGCAGCUGCUGCUGGUGCUGCCCGCGCUGCGCGGGGCCGAUGUGGCCGUGCGGCGGUUCUGGUCGGCCGUGCACCGCGACCGUCGCGCGCCCAUGAACAAGCUGUUCGUGGAGAUGUUGGAGGCCUGCGGCCGGUAGAGUAGAGAGCAGUACAUAAACUACGCACUAACUAAUACACAUACGCCGGUCUCAACAAGCCCACUGACGGCCGUUUUCAAUAACGUUUCUCUAGAUACGGAUAUAUUGCUAUCACCGUUUAUGACAUUAUUAUGACAAGAUCUUAUCUAUCCAUAUUUAUGUUCAAUAUAGUAAUAGUCCGAUGCUAUCUGUCGAUACGUUAUUGAGAUGUAAGUAAGCGUAAAAGGAUAGAUUUGACUACAUCUAGUAAGUUUAACUAAGGAUAGAAAGGUUAUUGAAAACGGCCGUAAGCGGACAUCGCAGUGCUGUUAGUCGCGCGAGUCCUGCGCAUUUAUGUGCGUUAAAUCUAACAUUUGUACGUAGCGUCCUUGCUGCAUUAGCUGAUAUAUAUUCUGUGGUAGAAGUGACUGUGUCCUAAAAAAAUUUACGUGAGCGCCGUGUAACAUCUUUUUUUAUUUCUUUUUUAAUAGUAAAACGAUUCACACGAAUAUGUGUUUCGGUUCUUGUAAUAAUUGAAUAAUAUACUCAACAAUGAUGAGAAUAGGAAAAAUAAUUUAAUUUUUUAUCAUUAGGUACUUAUUUUGAACGUAGGCCCUUUAAAAUUAUUAUGAAAAUUUGUGAUUCCAUGGGAGGUAGAUUUUUUUUACUUGUGUUGUCUGACUGCGAUUUUAAGGCGUAAAGCUCACGAGAUUUAUUUCUUGACACAGAUCAGAUGGUGAAUUUGUGUAAGAGUCGUGUUAUCUGAUGUUGUGACUGUGUAGCACUUUAUGUAACGAUCGAUGGAAAUUGUUUUUCUCUUUGCUACAGAAACUAUGUUGUGUCGUUGUAAAUAAUGGGGACGCGAUUGUUACCUCGUGAAUAUUUCAUUUUGAAUUCAUUUUAUACAUUGCUUAUAUUAUCAAUGAAUUUAGUAAGUGAAAAUAUUUUUUAAUCAAAUGUGAACAUGUUGUGAAUUAUUAAAUAAAGUUGAAAAUAUCAAUCGAAAUUUGUAAUUAAAUAUAAAUAAUAAUAAUAAAAAUUACAGUCAUUUUUACUGAAUAUCGCAUUGAAAUCGAAUCGUUUUUAUAAUCGUGUAUAAUAAUUUAUGUCGUCAUAUAUUACCUGUAUUUAUAUUAAAUGGCCAAUAAUAUAUGAUCGUUGUGAGUGUAUAAUUAAUACGUUUGCAGGCUGCUGUCUGGGUAUAAGGCUGUGAAAUAACGAUCAAUUAAAAAACUAUUUUUAACGUUGCGUUUUUAUUCAGAAGUGGGAUAAAACUAUUUUGACCAGGACGUGUUGAUUCAGAAGUGGGAUGUCGCGUCCCCGAUGAUUAAUGUACAAAAUGGACGUAGUAGUACAAACUUUGUUACUAUUUUUGUAUAAUAUUAAAUUUAUAUGUAGUGUAAGUAUGUGGUGUGGUAUUGAGAUUAUGGCGCUUGUGGAGAGGAUGAAUUAGUUAUUAAUUGUUGUUGGUUCUAAGAUUUAUAUUUAACUUGUCUGUCGCAAUUUUUUUUAGAAGUUGUUGUGAUAUUGAGCGGUAAUUCGUAGGCGACGUGCAAAGUCCACGUGUUAUUAUUUUUUUAAAAGAGUUACAUAGACACCUGUUGUAUUUUUACUUGGUACAUUUGUUGGACCCUUUUCAGUGCAGUUGAAUUGACACCUAGGUUGUGCGUGGUUUUUUACCGCUAAUUCAUGUACACAUGUUUUUUCCAGCUAAUUCUAAGAUCAGAUCAUUUAAUUCAAUUAGUGUGCUGUGAACCUCGUAUGUAAUUUACUAAUCAUCCAAACUAUUCAAAAAAGACAUUAUAAAAGUUAGUACUAGAUAUCGCAAACGUGUCUUUCUGCAUCACAGCAUACACUCGUGGCCUAUGUGUGCCUCGCCUGCCCUGCCCUGCCUAAUCUAUACUGUGCUAAGUCACGUGCGUCUCAGCAAUACCUAUGCUUAGCCUUAAUAAAGUGUGUGUGUACUCAUGUAUGCACGCAAGAAGUUAUACUUCUUUGGCCUAACGAAGCAAAAAUCAUUAAAAUGAUUUAUUCUACGUUUUUAGAAAGAACACUUUUGGGAAAGGAAAAGAUGGCUUUGACAAUUAAUUAUUAAAUAAUGAAUACGGCUGUAUGGGCUUGAACCCUUUGCCUGUCCUAAUAAUGGACGAAGAAACCAAAAAAAAAGAUGAAUGACGCAAACGCAGAAAAUUUUAGGAAGCAACUUCAACCUGUUACUUUUGUGUUACAGUGGUGCUCGCGCAUCUUAAAAUUUAAAUCCCAUCAUUUUCUCAUAACGCGCUUAGGCGUAUAAGAAGUAUAAUUUCAAAACGUUUGAUUUCUAACGACUUGCGCAUUCCGCAACACAGACACUAAUGUCAAGGUAAGUUAACGCGAGUGGUUAAGAAGGUUUUCUUUCCUUGAACAUAAUGUCAUGUCUAUUACCUAUGAAUUACUUAGUCGGGUUCGACUAAAUAUAGUUACUAAUAAUAAUUUAAAGCUUAUGUAUUAGUUAAUCACCAAGUGAUAACUUUAUAAUGGAACCUCUUUUCUAUAAUAUUAUUUUAAUUAAUUAUUGUGUAUUCUCAAGUUUUUGAUAGUUAUAAAAUAGAUCUAUAUAAUUUUCAGUUUUUUGUUCAAAGCAUGUUAGCAAGGAUUAUGUUUUACGCGAUAUCAAAAUGAUUAGUAUACCUGUAUUUUAUAUAUAACUGUACAAAUUAAUUUAUUGAUACUAUGCAUACCAGUUACAGACAUUUUCGUUUCGUAUUUCCAUUCCUAAAUGUAACGUAAAGUAUUAAAGCGAAAUGGUUAUUUUGCAUUCAUUGACGUACAAUAAACAGAUUCUGAAGAUCGCUUACGCGUCUAUUAUGCAGAGUUGUGUUUUCACCGCGCUUUGAACACAACGCCACGCAAUGACAAAGUUUUGAGUGAGAAACUGUCCAAAUAACAGCAUAUCCAAACUUAAAAAGGAUGAAAUGUUAUAUUUCAGCUAUAUUAACAAUGCUAUUUAACUAACUUGACGUUUUUAAUCACGACGAAAUGUGCGAAAGAGACGGACAUACCUUUUCGCUUCAUUGUCAAUUUUCAAGUUUCUUAUAAGCGUAUACAAUAGACUUGAACAAUACUGCCACGUGUUUGCAAUGGUUUUAUGUGAACUGUAUAAGUUAAUGUAUACGUGUAUACAACGCCGCUCGGAUAUUUUUUGUCGACCUUUUAAAAGGCGAUCGGGAGUUUGGUUGUUUAUAUUUCGUCAAUUUUUGUAUUACAAUAGCUUAGUGUUUCUAUACUAUUACUAUAUAUUUUAUUCAUAACAAAGAGUACUAUCCGAUUUGGAUCUAAAAUCAAUUCCAGAGUGCAGAUUGUACUGUCUUAGACGGUGAAUUUCCCGAGUACUCCCUACAAUAAAAUAUUUGGCGGCACUAAAAAUUAUUUUGGUGUUCGUACGUAAGUCCGAUAUGGCACAAAUAUAACGUUACAAUCUUAAACCAUUCCCUGCAUAUGUUAAAGCAACAAGCUACUUAUUUACUGGCACGUAAUAUCAAAUUAUAUACUAAAAUAUUUUUUAUUAUAAUACCACUUGUUGUUGAACGUCAAAAACUACCACAAAAAUUAUUAUUUAUAUCCUGAGCGCUUUGUUGUUCCAUUCUCAAUCUGUGGUAUUAUUGAGAAAGUCAUUUAUGUUACUGCAUUUUUAAAUGAUUCUUUUGAAUUGCGUAACACAUUUAUUUUGUACAUUUUCUGGGAUCAUGUUGUAAAAUCAUCGCCCAACAAAAGACUUCGAGUAAUAGGAAUAACAAGUUUAUGUUUGUUCCUGGUGUUAACAUUAUAAUUAUCACAGUUUCUAUCAAAUUAGCUUAUGUGCUUACGUACAUGAACACUAUGAAGAAUAUAUUGAGAUGCAACUUACAAUUAAAGAGCAGUAUUUUACAAAACUAGUUUUCACUCAAAAAUACCUCAGUUAUUUGUUACCAUAUAAAAGAAAGAGAAAAAGAGUUAUUAGAAGUGGACAAAAAUAUCCUACAAUAUUUAAAACAGCAUAUAUCUACUGUUAGUUACUAAGAUUAGAAAACAUGAGUUAAUUGUGUUGAAAAUAUGUUUCGAAAGGUGUUUUUAGAGUUUCUGCUGCCGUAGAGAGAGAGCAUUUCUCAAUGUUUCAUAUGUACCAUUCUACGGCAGGAGGUUGUCAUCCAUAUUAUUAUUUUUUUAUUUUUAAUUUAGAAGGCGAAGGAAGCGAUUAUCAUUAUUGUUGUUCGAUUUGUAAAUGUAGCGGGGAGGAGGCCGUCGCAACAUAGUUGGGUUGGCGUAUUAUUAUUAUGUUUAUUUCCAGUGAGCUGUAGAAGUGUCCUCUUAGUUAGUCUUAUGUUAAGAAUAUUUUAUAUAUUAUGAAAUAAUUGUCUCGCUGUGAGUGUGAUACAUGUACAAAGCGUGCGAUGUGCCAGAAUUAGUUUUAAAUUUCGUUGUUUACUCUGUGAUCAUGGAACGGAAUUCUAGUAGCAUUGUCUAUGGAAAUGUUGAAAUGCCAAACAGAACAUCAUCGAAAAAUAAAUUGGCUUUACACGUUAAUGUUUGUUUACAUUCGUGAACAUACCUUUAUUUGAGGCUGUAAUGUGUUAUUCCUUUGCUAUGUUGAGGGAAGACAACGAAUAAAGAAAAAAGUUUGUGAUUACAGAUUAAAUAUAAUAUUAUGUAUUUAGUUACGUUAUUUUAAUAAUGAAUGAUAUGAUUUUAUACAUAUUGUAUAAACACAUCGAUUCUGAUGGAGAUGGUCCUGGAGAUAAUUAAUAUGUGAAAUAAAUUAUAUACCAAUA